UCUAAAAAUUUUAACAGAAAAAAAUAAUAACAACCAGUGCGGAACAAACUGAAGAACAGAUCCAAACUGAGACAAGAUAGAUUAUUUACCAAAAAGAUCUCACAUUUAUCUCCAAUUGAAACCUUAGACGAGUUUCCAAAGUGAGCUACUUCUCCACUUAACCCCAAAAGUGUGGCUGAUUGCUCAAGGACUUGGGUACAUACUAUUUGCUUAUCCAGUCACCACAAUUCUAUUCGAGAUACAUGUAAAUGCUUGCAAUUUAGAAACUAAAAUAGGCAUUGAUGAUUCCAAAACUUCAUAAAUAGGAGCUUGAUUUGAAACUUGGUUGCCUUGUUUGAGUAAAGGAUAUGAGGACUUCAGAAUGAAGAGAGCAUCAGCAAUCCUCCUUAGCUUCACCACAUUUUGCUACCUUCUUUCUUUAUGUUUUGGAUUUGUGGCCUUUGGGAAAGACACAAAAGGGAACAUUCUUGCUGAAUUUGGUUCCAUGAAGCUUAAUUGGCCGAUUCGGUUGGCCAACGCUUGCGUUGUCAUUCACCUGACGGGAGGGUACCAGGUAUAUAUAAAUUUAAAAUUUCUAUUUACUUGCAUUUGUACUCCUUAUGAAUUCAUAACCAGGUCACACAUUAUCAUUCUGCACUCCUUCAGAACUCUACAUGUGGCUGCGACAAUCAGGAUUGCGAUAGCGUUUCCAGACAUCAAUGCGAUAUUGAGAGUGGGUGCGCUUCGGAUUCUCAGCGGUGCAAUCUUGCUUUUGUGCUUGUUUACUCUUGUUGGAUCAAUUGCAGGAUCCCUUUGA
Molecule: messenger RNA, 796 nt
Organism: Asparagus officinalis (garden asparagus)
Lineage: Eukaryota; Viridiplantae; Streptophyta; Magnoliopsida; Asparagales; Asparagaceae
Product: probable amino acid permease 7
Exons: 3
Coding region: 362-796 (144 amino acids)
Cellular component (GO): plasma membrane
Source: RefSeq, a predicted model, not a curated record